AUGGAGCCAGUCCGACCGCGGCCUGCCCGUCCCAGCACCGUGCCACUCCAAGUGGGACCUAAGAUGAUGGCACCGAAGGCGAAAACGUUACCGGUCCCUCCAACUCGUUGCACGGCGAAAGCGCCGGAACCUUCUGUGCCUUCAAGGCCGACUCCAUCAGCGGUCCCAGAGCCACUCACACCGACACGCACCAAUGACUCCAAAUUCAAGCAACAGGCGGGCACAGCGCUGACCCCACCACGCCCGGCUCGCACGGAAGCAUCCAGAGUGCAUGAGGCGGAGGGCUCGGACAAACCCAAGACGCUGAGGAGCGUGGACUUCCUGCAGGGCCUCCAAGGCGGUUCAACAAAGUCCCAGUCCACUGUGCCUGAGCCUCCGUGGCGGAUUCCUGUGAUGGCUCACCCGCGCCACGCUGUCAAAAGUCAAGUUUGUUACAAGGUGUUGCUCACCGACUUGCCAGUUGGUGUCACAGAGGCCCACGUGGUGAGACAGCUAGAAGAAGCUGGCCUAGAAAUGCCCUUUGAGCUGCAAGUCUGCACACAAACGCUGACCUGUGUCCUGUACUACCCGUUGCAUGCUGAAUCGCUGCCAUCGAUUGCGCAGAAGGACCUGCCCUUUGAGCACGAUGGACUGCAAUAUACUCUUCCAUCAGCUCUGGUUGGCAAAGUGGAGUUCAUGUGGACGGAGCCACGUUCACAAAAAGGAAAGCCAGCAAAGCCUACGAGAGAAGACGCUGGAAAAAGUCACGGAGGCCAUUGCGGCCCUGCUUCGACAAAAACUGCUGGUAGCACUACUGGUCCUCGACGGCCAUCCCUCGAAGAUGAAGCAGAGGUUGAUUCCCAAACUGGGCAGAGUUGCAGCCUGAGUGGCUACAGCACGCAGAGUCUGGUGGAUGCCUGGGUGCAGCGGGUAGGGAGUGAAGAGCUCCCGAGUGUGGGCUCGACGUGGCAUUACAAUCAAACCUGUACGCCAUGCCGAUUCCUGCACACUGGCUGCAGGAGAGGCAAGACCUGUGACUUUUGCCAUUUGUGUGAUGGGAUGCGGAAGCGGAAACGCUUCGAGGCAGAGGAAGCCGAGGAAGCCGAGGAAGCUGUCGACAUGGAUGGUAGCACGGAAGCUGGCGAGUCGCUCAGCACUGACAGCAGCAAAGCCGACUCAGUCGAGAUCAGCUCAGUGGCAGAGUUUGAGGACCAGGACCUGCAAGCAUCACAGCCAUCACACGAGGACAUGGUCGAGCUCAUCGGCCGUCUCUGGUCAUCCGCACCGCCGUCUCUCAAGCCAGGCAAGACCAGGCGCACGACCAAGAAGAAGACGAAGACGUCCCCAGCCACAAGGUUGAGGAGAUUCCUGAAGUUCCACGGCAAGCUUUGGCCUGGAAGCCGAGGUCGACCGGACACACGGACAGAAAUGACAGAAACAGCAUAUUCACAAAGACCGAAUGAGCCGGCUGAACCGCCACCAUCGCUCUAUCGCGGCUGGCGGCUGGAGUGCGAAAUCCCAGUCCGAGAACUCCGCUACUCCCAGCGCACCUGCGGUUCACACUUCCGAUGUGGUCGGAGAUGCGAGGACUUGGUCCGAGAUCUCCACGCGCAGAAGGUGGACGCCAGGACCUCCAACUUCCUCGUGUUGGAUGUGAUCCGGAAGAGGGACCGGAGAGGCCGGAACGUUCUUUGGUCCUUGGACAACCGCCGCCUCUGGGCCCUGAAAAAGUUCCAGCAAUACGCGCAAGGGGAAGUCAAGUGCCGGGUGCGUUUCCAGGGUGACUUCGAGGCCUUGAAGCGCUUCGAGCGUAACUUUGACACAGACUGCGACGGUCGCCAUAUCAGGUAUCGCCAGGACUCCCACAAGUGGCUGAGAGCUCGUGCACCAGUUGGUGCACCUGCAUCGAAGCGACGGCGGACCGGACGUCGCUGA
Molecule: messenger RNA, 1914 nt
Organism: Symbiodinium natans
Lineage: Eukaryota; Dinophyceae; Suessiales; Symbiodiniaceae
Source: the annotation of a GenBank genome assembly